Scomber japonicus (chub mackerel) is the source of this 1114-nucleotide messenger RNA. RefSeq names its product RAD9-HUS1-RAD1 interacting nuclear orphan 1 (gene rhno1). Lineage: Eukaryota; Metazoa; Chordata; Actinopteri; Scombriformes; Scombridae. The record is from RefSeq and is a predicted model, not a curated record. Gene Ontology annotation, biological process: recombinational repair; cellular response to ionizing radiation; DNA damage checkpoint signaling. Gene Ontology annotation, cellular component: chromosome; nucleus. The transcript has 3 exons. The coding region runs from base 77 to 1039 and encodes 320 amino acids.
AAACAAACAAGAAGAUGGAAAGCUAAAAAAAGAGUUAUGAUUGAGUAGACAAACUAAUAAUAAAUAGCAUGUAUGGAUGUUUGUAUGUCAUGUGAAGAACCUGAUUAAGGUCUUCAGGCAUGAUUUUCUAUUAAUGCCCCGUAAAAGCAUAAAGACAGAGAAGCCUCCACUGCUGUUCUUGGAGCGGCCUGUGGGUGGAGCCAGAUUCAAAAAUGGACCUGAAGUCCGAGCUGCAGACAAUCCCAAAGCUUUUUUCUCAGAGACACAAGCACAUAAGAGCUUUAAUUCUUGGGUAAGCCCACAAUUUGACAGUUCAGUUGCAGCUGUACUCCCUGUGAGACGAGGGAGGAGAAAAUGCCACUCUGCCACAAGCAUUCUUGACGGUUGCAGUCAGCUGUCCAGGAAAAACAGCGUGUGCAAAUUCCCCUCAUUAACGUUUGAGACAAGGUCAAGAAGAGACCAGCCUAAUCAACCAAAGCAUACACGCAGAAGGAAAGCUACAGAGUCUGCUGUCGUGCCCGAUGCAGGCAAUCAGCCACUGGGAUCCUGCCAGAUUACAAGUGGAGUUUCUAGUGCACAGUGCCUCGACACGCCAAAGAGACAGUCAGCCUCAAUCAGAAAAAGGAGUGCAGAGACAUAUUCUGAUGGUGCUGCCUCAUCCAGCAGAUGUUUGGGUGAGUCUCCACCCAUCCAAGUGACAGAGAAAUGCAGAAAUCGAGCAGAAGGUGCAUCAACACCUGCUUCCAAAGAGUUUGGCUCUGCUGAUGUCAGCACUGAAGUCUUUCUGCCACCUGAUGUGGACACUCCAAAAGCAAUACAAGAAGAGAGUAGCUGUCCCUCCUCUCCCUCCCCCUCUCUACAUUUGCUACUGGCUCGGCCGUGUACACCACCACAUAAUCAGCCGCCUGACAUUUUGGUGGCUGACACACCAGAGAGGGACUAUGGGGUGAAGGUGACAUGGAGGAGGAGGAGGGGUUUGAUGUUGUUGUCAAUAGAGAGAGGUCAUCUCUCCAAUUUGGAUGCACUAAUUCCAAGAUGAUGUCAGUCAAAAGAGGAUCAGGCAACAACCUCAUCAAAGAGGGGACAUGAAUUAUUCCCAGAAACACUUCUGUUA